AUGUUGUUUGUUGUAUUUUUGCUUAUUUUUCAAUCUUGUUAUUCAUUGAUUGAUAAAAAUAAUGAACAAUGUACAAAAGAUUCUUGUUCAUCAUUAACAUCUUCGACAUAUUAUUUGUUGUAUGAUGUUAAUCAUGGAGAAGGUUUUAAUUUACGUCGAGAUGUUUAUAUAAGAAUGGCUAAUCUUAUACAUACACUUCGUGAACGUACAUCAUCAGAAUCAAAUUGGAUACUUGUUCUUCCACCGUGGGGUCCUCUUUAUCAUUGGUUUUCUUACAAUCUUCAACGGACUCAAUUAAAAUGGUCAAAUUUUUUUGAUAUUACAAGUCUUUCACGUUUUAUACCUGUUAUUGAAUUUGAAGAUUUUCUUCAUUUAUCAUCAUCAUCAACUUCCAUGAUAACUAUUCCAUAUGUUUAUACAUUACAACAUUUUAGUGAAGGAUGGGGAGAGCAUUUCGAAGAAAAAUUAGAAAUACGUAAAUGUAAUGAAGAAGCUAUGUAUAAAAAAAACGAUGAUAAUUAUUACUAUGGAUGGUUUUUUGGCUAUGAAAAUCGUGUACGUGCUAAACAAUUUCAAUGUCUAUCAGCUCAAGGUUUUAUUACUGUACUUGUAGAUUAUUUACUUAAAAAUAUAACAUGGCCACAAGAUUCAGAUGAUAAGCAUUUAACAAAAAGUAUUAUGUUUGAUCGAGCUGAAACAUUAUUACAUGUAGAUUAUGGUGGUUAUAAUUAUUGGCGAGCAAGACGUAGUAUGAGAUAUGCAACACACUUACUAGAUCUUGGCAAUCGUUUUCGUGCUGAUUAUUUAAAUUCAACGGAUGUAAAUGAUCGUACUGUACUUAUUGAUGAUUGGACUAAAAUGAAACGUCAUCAUGGUCAUGCAAUUGGUGGUCCUUAUCUUGGUAUUCAUCUUCGUCGUCUUGACUAUGUUAAAGCACGACCAGGACAUGUUCCAUCUCUUGAACAUGCUGCUCGACAAGUGUGUUAUCAUCUAAAUCGUUUAAAUCUAUCAGUUGUUUUUAUUGCAACAGAUACCAAUGAAAAUGAAAUUAAUAUACUUCGUCAGCAUGCUUAUCGUAUAUGUAAUAUAUCAACCAAUCAAAUAUAUACUUAUAGACCAAAGGAAACAAUUUUAGAGAAAAUAUUAGAUGGCGGUAAAGCCAUUGUUGAUCAAUGGAUAUGUGCACAUGCACAUUAUUUUAUUGGUAGUUAUGAAUCAACAUUUAGUUUUCGAAUACAAGAAGAUAGAGAAAUAUUUGGUUUUGAAAAAGAUUUUACUUUUAAUCGAUUAUGUGGUGAUCAUGAAGGUAUUUCAUGUGAAAAAUCAACUAUAUGAGAUAAUGGCGCUGGAAAAACAGCAGGAACAACUCACGAGGGUAGUUUUGUGGAUCGUAUGUUACACUCUAAUAAACAAAUGGUUGUGUUUUAUGGUUCACAAACGGGUACAGCAGAAGAUUUCGCACAACGUAUUGCUAAACAAGCUAAACGUUAUGGCAUAUCUGCAGCUGUUUGUGAUCCAGAAGAAUGUGACAUGGAAGAAUUACAACGUUUAAUAACGAUUGAUAAACAUUUAGCUUUAUUUUGUUUGGCAACAUAUGGUGAAGGUGAUCCAACAGAUAAUGCUCAAGAAUUUUAUGAAUGGUUGCGUGAAGAUGGACGAGAUUUGAAUAAUUUACAUUAUGCUGUAUUCGGUCUUGGUAAUAAAACAUAUGAACAUUAUAAUGCUGUUGGAAAAUAUGUUGAUAAACGUUUGACUGAAUUGGGUGGUGUUCGUGUAUGUGAAUUAGGUCUUGGUGAUGAUGAUGGAAAUAUUGAAGAUGAUUUUAUGGCAUGGGCAACUGUAUUUUGGCAAAGUGUUUGUCAAAAAUAUGAGCUUGUUAUAAAUUCUGAUGGAAGCUCAAUGAAACAAUAUAAAAUUGUUCAAGGACCAUUUCCACCUGAAACUGUUUUUACUGGUGAAAUUGGUCGAUUGAAAUCAUAUGAAAGACAAAAACCACCAUUUGAUAUUCGUAAUCCAUAUUUAGCACCAGUUGUUGGUAGUCGUGAAUUAUUUCAAAAUGGUUGUGCUCGUUCUUGUCUGCAUCUAGAAUUGGAUAUAUCAAAUACACGUAUAAAAUAUGAAGCCGGUGAUCAUGUUGCUGUAUUUCCAUCAAAUGAUGAUUCUUUAGUUAAUCGUAUUGGUGAAUUACUCAAUGUUAAUCUCGAUGAAGUUAUUUCACUUGUUAACGUCGAUGAGGAUGCCCAAAAGAAAAAUCCAUUUCCAUGUCCAUGCAGUUAUCGUACGGCAUUAACAUAUUAUUUAGAUUUAACAAGUAUGCCAAAUACACAAAUACUUAAAGAAAUAGCACAAUAUGCAACAGAUGAAAAUGAAAAAGCUCUAUUAACAUUAAUGGGUUCAUAUAGUGAAGAAGGAAAAAUUAAAUAUAAAGAAUGGGUUCUUGACAGUUGUCGUUCAAUAAUUGCUAUUCUUGAAGAUUUACCAUCAUUAAAACCUCCCCUUGAUCAUCUUUGUGAAUUAUUACCACGUUUACAUCCACGUUAUUAUUCAAUAUCAUCAUCACCAAGAGUUCAUCCAACAUGUGUUCAUAUAACAGCUGUUAUUGUUCAUUUUGAAACACCAACAAAACGUAUUGCAAAAGGCGUUGCAACAAAUUGUUUUAAAGAAUUAUAUAUUCGACAUCAAGCAUUAGGUUUUGCUCAACAUAAUGAAGAAAAUCAUUGUCAUGUACCUGGUCGGUUUCCAAUUUAUAUACGUAAAUCAACAUUUCGUUUACCAUUUAAAUUUCAAAUACCAGUUAUUAUGAUUGGUCCUGGAACGGGUUUAGCACCAUUUCGUGGAUUUAUACAAGAACGUCAUUAUUAUAAAACUCAAGGCAAACCAGUUGGUGAAACAAUUCUUUAUUAUGGUUGUCGAAAUCGAGCUGAAGAUUAUUUAUAUGAAGAAGAAUUAAAUUAUUUUAUCAAUGAAAACGUACUUGAAUUACAUGUAGCUUUUUCACGUGAUCAAGAAGAAAAAAUUUAUGUAACACAUUUAUUAAAAGAUCACGGACAAAGAAUAUGGAAAUUGAUUAAAGAAGAUAAUGCUUCAAUAUAUGUUUGCGGUGAUGCUAAAAAUAUGGCUAGAGAUGUGCAUUCUAUAUUAAUAGAUAUUGCUCAAACAUAUGGUAAUAUGACAUCAGAAAAAGCAGGUACAUUCAUUAAAGAGCUAACACAAAAAGGACGAUAUUCACAAGAUGUAUGGAGUUAA
Messenger RNA from Rotaria sp. Silwood1, 3246 nucleotides. The record is from the annotation of a GenBank genome assembly. NCBI's taxonomy places the organism in Eukaryota, Metazoa, Rotifera, Eurotatoria, Philodinida, Philodinidae.